UCCCCGCCCCGCCCGCAGCCAUGCGUACUGAGCUUGUUGUCGGGUCGCUUGUUAUGACUGGAGAAGGCCUCGGACUCAAUUAAAACUUAUACCCCGUUCCUGCCCCGGGACAGCCGUGUGCUCAUGGAGGGCAUGGACAUAGACCUGGAUCCGGAGCUCAUGCAAAAAUUCAGCUGCAUGGGCACCACGGAUAAAGAUGUUCUCAUUUCGGAGUUCCAGAGGCUGCUGGGCUUCCAGCUCAACCCGGCUGGCUGCGCCUUCUUCCUGGACAUGACCAACUGGAACCUUCAAGCAGCUAUUGGUGCAUAUUAUGACUUUGAGAGUCCAAACAUCAACACACCGUCGAUGUCUUUUGUGGAAGAUGUGACGAUUGGAGAAGGGGAGUCAGUUCCUCCUAACACGCAGUUCACAAAGACAUGGAGGAUACAAAACACAGGUACAGAUUCGUGGCCGCCAGGUGUAUGUCUGAAGUAUGUUGGUGGGGAUCAGUUUGGUCACGUGAACAUGGUGAUGGUGCGGUCUCUGGACCCUCAAGAGAUCUCAGAUGUGAGCGUGCAGAUGCGCAGUCCAGCAGUACCAGGCAUGUAUCAGGGCCAGUGGAGAAUGUGUACAGCCACCGGACUCUUCUACGGAGAUGUGAUCUGGGUGAUUUUGAGUGUGGAGGAGGGAGGUCUGCUGGGCGUCACACAGCAGCUGUCCUCCUUCGAGACGGAGUUCAACACACAGCCACACCGCAGUCUGGAGGGAGACUUCAACCCCUUCGCCUCACCACAGAAGAACAAGCAGGACACCAAUGAGGAUCAUCUAAAAGACCCUGGGGGCCCCUGGGUGGCCCCCCUGGACUCCAUUCAGCAAGAUCAAAAUGGACUCAAUCACAGCUCUGUAAAUAUUACACCAAAUGGUCUCCAAAACAACUUAUCAGUAGAGACUUACAGCCUGGGCAUUAAUGGACCCUUCCCGUUCGGGCAGUCUUAAAGAACAGAAUCCACCUGGUAGCUCAUCGGAACUGCUGCAUUUGCCCUUUUCUGGGGUUCAGUGAGAGGAGGAACAGAUUUAUUCUAAAGACUUGGUGACCCUCCCUCCCCCCUGAUGCAUCACAACAUCACAUUAAAGUGUGGACAGAUCUGUUUGGCUCCAAAAUCACUAUUCAACCAACACUGACACCCGAGUUACGCAUGUGUGAAUGCUAGAUUUAGAUGAGUGCUAGAAAUCCUAAAGAGAUAUGAAUAAUACACCAUUUUUGAUCUAUAUUGUCACAUUGCAGCAGUAAAUUCAGAGGUAUGUGUGGGUGAAUGGAUGAAUGAAUGAAUCUCACGAAGAAAAUAAAGGGGCGGGGGGGUUAUAUUUUGCUUUAGAAAAUGAAGCCUAUUGAGGACCAAUAAGAUUAUUUGCAUUGUAAUAAUAUUUUAUGACAUUUAAACAUUUUUCAAUUUUUGUUUUAUUAAACUACCUAAUUUGAGCCUGAUGUUUUACUUUUUGUUGUUGUUGUAAUUCUAUAUAAUAUGGUUUUACUGUUUUACAGUAAAUAAUACUGCAGUACCAUGUUUAUUUUAAAAAUUAAAACCAGUACAACAAAAACUAGCAGGAUUUAUAAAUACUUCACAGUGUUCAUCUGUCAUGAAAAUAAUGUCACAAAGCAAAACAUUUUAAUAUUCAUAAAUAUACUGUAGGCUUCAUUUUCUUUACGCAAAAUAUUCUUUCUUGUUUCUUUUGAUUUUGAGGUGAAAUAUGACUGGGACAUGGUCUUGACAGGUUUUGUGAGAUAUACCCAAAUAUGUGUGCGUGCGAGUGUUUCAACCAUGCGCAAAAGCCAUCAACAAAGAUUAAAUGCCUGUUAAGUAGUUUUAUAAUUUAGAUCAAUAUUCUUUGACUUUACAAACUCAACAAUUUCAAGUAAAUAAAGGUCAACAUGCCUACUUGGAGGUUUAAUUGUGUAAUUGGUAGAUUUCAAAUUCUCUGCCAUCCACUACAAAAUUGUUCUUGAAAUCUGCAUUUGGAUCAGUAAAAAUCCACAUCAACCAGUACUGCAUACAGGAGCACAUUACGUUUCAUUUUAUUGCAAUAUACAACUGUACUGCCAUCACACAAGUCAAAUGAUAGCUGUUGUCAGAGAUGCCCUCACUAUCUUGUUGCUGUUUUCAUAUUUGUUUACAUUUAUGUUUUUCUGCAGCGUUAUUGAGUGCUGAUGUUGGUUUCCAUUCAUAAUAAUUCAUCAGAGAUAAUAGCAAGCUGGAGAUGUGGCUUUGGUUCCCUUGUUUACUGGCCUAAGAGUCCAUAAGCACAUCAUUGAAAUAUUUUCCCAGUCAUUCACAUAGACCUAAGAUGGUAGUUGUAUUAAAUGAAGGUUGAGCUGAGGGUGUUUUAAUGUGGGAGAGAGUAGGAAUAGGUCCAUUUACAGGAAUAUUCCAUGUUAAAUAGAAGUUAAGAUCUAUCAAAAAUACUGGUGACACAGAAAAUAGUUUUGACUUAGUUUGUAAAAACUCACACAUGCGCUGUCAGUUAUGAACUUGAAAUGGAAGUCUAAGGGGGCAACCGCUUGCCCCAUAGAUGUCCAUUGUUAGUCCAUUUCUCAUCACCUUUUUUUUUUUUUUUACUGUCUAAAUUAUUUUCUGUGGUCACAGAUACUGACGAAAGAGCUUAACUUGCAUUUAACCCAGAAUACUCUUUUAAUUUGAAUUCUCUUGAGUAAUAACUGAAUGUAAGAAAUUGUCAAUUUUGAGCUCAAAAGCUUCAAAUAUUUUAAUGCGUGAAGAAAAAUUGUGGAAUUAUUUUGGUUUAAAUAGUGCCUCUGUGUUGAUGGAAAGCUUCUUGGAUGUUUAUAUCUUGCUAAAUAUAUCUGAAAGGCCAUUUUUCCUGUCUUACCGUAAAGUUUAAAGUCUUUAUAAAACAUAAACGAAACAAAUCAAAUCUUAAAAAAUAGUCCCCCAUAAUGUUUUUAUUUUUAUUUGUCCAUUUAAUAAGAUACAAGUUGGGUCAUGCAAUUCAAAGAUAAAAGUUUUUAAACAAAUCACCUGGUAACCUAAAGCAGAAUGCAAAUCAAGGACUGACAUUAUUAUUUCAAGGCAUAAGAGAUUAGUGUCAUCAUGUCCUGUGAAUCUAAUAGUCUGACUUUUUUUUUUUUUUUUUUUUUUUUUUUUUUGGUCAAAGUCCCCCGAGUUCUAUGCACUUGGAAGGUUUUGCCAUUAACAACACCAACAUUGCGUCCAGAUUUUUUUAAUUACUGUGUGGCUUCAUAUGUACAUUGCGACAAAUCUAUGCAGUGUUUUAAGGGACAGUCCCUUCUAUAUUCCAAAAAGUUGCACUCAGUUAAAGCAUAAAAGUGGUAAAUGCUCUUGAGGCUGGUCGCCAUAUUACAUUGCCGUAAGGACUGACGAAGACUCUUCACUUAGAGCUCGGCCCAUAGACAGCUCUUUGGAUGAUGUUAUAGAUUUAUCAGUCAAGUCUUUGAACUUUUCAUUUUGAAUGUCCUCAUCCCAAGCACUGCACACUUCAUAGCCUUCUUCCAAUUUAUAAUUACACUCUGGAAAACGCUCUUUUUAUUUCUAUUUUUUGUGUUGCUUAUGCAUGUGAGAAGUGUGAUUGAUUCAUUACUGCAUUAUUGUCUUUUUUUUCUUUCUGAUUUCUCUUUUUUUCUGUUAGAUCUGUUGGGUUUUCUGCACCGUGGCAUGGUGUAUGAUUGAGAUGAGAGUUUGCAUAGUCCUAUGCUAGCACAGUGAAAAAGAAGAUAUGAAAAGCCUUUUCCUGUAUGUACAAUUGAACAUUUGUAUGAUUAAAUUAACACUGAAACAAAA
Molecule: messenger RNA, 3791 nt
Organism: Myxocyprinus asiaticus (Chinese sucker)
Lineage: Eukaryota; Metazoa; Chordata; Actinopteri; Cypriniformes; Catostomidae
Product: protein ILRUN-like
Exons: 5
Coding region: 124-975 (283 amino acids)
Biological process (GO): macroautophagy
Cellular component (GO): phagophore assembly site
Molecular function (GO): ubiquitin binding
Source: RefSeq, a predicted model, not a curated record